Fusarium oxysporum Fo47 is the source of this 1181-nucleotide messenger RNA. RefSeq lists its product as uncharacterized. Lineage: Eukaryota; Fungi; Ascomycota; Sordariomycetes; Hypocreales; Nectriaceae. The coding region runs from base 78 to 1181 and encodes 367 amino acids. The transcript has a single exon. Gene Ontology annotation, biological process: steroid biosynthetic process. The record is from RefSeq and is a predicted model, not a curated record. Gene Ontology annotation, molecular function: 3-beta-hydroxy-Delta5-steroid dehydrogenase (NAD+) activity.
CUCAAAAUGAUCUCCCAACCCAGAAAACAGCACCCUUCUCUCUCCAAGCUACCACUUCCACCAACAGAAUCUGAGUAAUGUCUGACAUAAGAAAGGUCUCGACACCUAUCAUCAGCUCCAGCCUCGUUGUUGGUGGUUGCGGUUUUCUCGGGUACCAUCUCGUACGACAACUUCUCCAAGAUGACGAAAGCGGCGAGGUCUACGUGCUGGACCGGGAUGUAUCCAGAAACCGGCACGACAACGCCUCAUACUUCAAGGGGGAUAUCUCUGAUGGUGAAUUUGUGCGAGGAGUAGUGAAUGACAUUCGACCUAGUGUCAUUUUUCACUGUGCUUCUCCGAUCGCAGCAUUGCCCAUGAGCAGAGAGCGCGAAUUUUACGAGACAAAUGUCAAGGGCACUGAGGCCCUGCUUACGGUUGCGUCUGAAUGCGAUGCUGUUCAGGCCUUUGUCUUCACCUCUAGUGUUGACGCGUACGCCAAUCCGCCUCAUACAAAUGCUGAUGAGACAUAUCCUCUUUGGUCACCCAACGACAAGUCGAAUGAGUACAAUCGGACAAAAGCAAUUGGCGAUCAUCUAGUUCGGGGAGCCAAUGGCCCAAGACUACGUACGGUCACUCUACGACCCGGUCACGCUUAUGGAGAAAGACAUGUCCAAGGCAUGGUUGAGGUUCUCGAUAUGUGCAAGAACAAGAAGCUCGUGCAGAUCGGAGAUGGGAAGAAUCUCAUGGAAGUCGUAUCUGGGGAGAACAAUGCGAUAGCACAUGUUCUCGCUGCAAAAGCUCUCCUGGACCCAAGUCGUGCAUCCGGCAAAGUUGAUGGAGAAGCUUUCAAUGUCUCCGAUGGAGCUCCAGUACCGUUCUGGCAUCACACGGGAGUUAUCUGGAAAACAGCCAGAGGUGAAGAUGUCUUCAAGGACGUGAUUGUGCUGCCUGCCUGGGUGAUGAUAGUAGCAGUCUUCUUAGCGGAGUGGACAUUCUGGAUACUCACUCUUAACACGGCUAAGCCGCCUGUUGAGCUACGAAGAGUCUCACUAGAGUAUUGCGUCUACACGCAUACUCACAGCAUCGAAAAGGCUAGGAAGAGAUUGAGCUUCAAUCCUGUUUCCGAUCACGAUGCGGUUGUGGCGCAGUCGGCAAGAUGGAUGUUGAAAUAUCGAGAGAGCAUGAAGCAGAAGUCUAGUUAA